This is a messenger RNA of Adineta ricciae, 2790 nucleotides long. Lineage: Eukaryota; Metazoa; Rotifera; Eurotatoria; Adinetida; Adinetidae. The record is from the annotation of a GenBank genome assembly.
AUGCUCAGUAAAGGAGAGUAUGAGAUCUGUCAAAGAUCAUUAGCUAUAGUCAACGGUAAAAUCGGUUCUGGUGUGCUAAUAAACGAAAUAAUAAUGAGUCGGGAUGAUGCAUCAAACAUGAUCUCAUGCAUGAAAGAUACGGCAAACGAAAGAACAUUUUCAUCGUCCAGUCGACUAAGACGACGUACACUCCAAAAUUACGUCCUUUUAUGGUUACACAAUGGAAUUGAAUUAUCAAAUAAAGAAUACCAGAAUAAUCUAUCUCAUUUUCAAUCUGUUGCUGAUGAUAUCAAUAUUUUCACUCAAUCAAAUGAUUGCAUCGACUUCAUCAAUAAAGUAAAGAAUGUUAAAGUGUUCCUAAUUGUCGACAACAAAAUCGGCCAACAAAUCAUAUCAAUUAUUCAUGAUAGUCCUCAACUUGAUACAAUUUAUAUAUUUAGUAAUAAUGCAUGUCAAGAAGAACAAUGGAUAAAACUAUGGUUUAAAAUCAACAAUGUAUAUAAUGAAAUCGAGUGUUUAUGUAAAGUACUACGUUUAGCCAUGAAAGAAUGCAAUAAAAAUUCCAUUUCUAUGAGUUUUAUAUCAAUUGACAAGGAAAUUUCUACUCUAAAUUUGAAUCAACUUGAUCCAACAUUUAUGUAUACUCAAUUACUUAAGGAAGUUCUACUUGACAUGAAACCUACCAAAGAAUCACUCAAAGAUUUCGUUGCAUUUGCUCGUAGACAAUACAUUAGUAAUCCUAAAAAACUGGAUAUGAUUAAUGAUUUUGAACGUACUUACUCUUCACAAAUGUCUAUUACAUGGUAUACAGGCGAAUCUAUUGUUUAUGAAAUACUCAAUCGAGCUCUGCGAUUAAUGGAAGCUGAUUUAAUUGUUGACAUGGGUUUUCUUAUUCACGAUAUUCAUUAUGAGCUUUGUAAACUGUAUAAAGAACAGCUCGACAACGAUUUUAAGACACCUUUUACCGUCUAUCGAGGACAAGGUUUGUCAAAAAUGGAUUUCGAUAAACUAAUCAAAAAUCAAGGUGGAUUAUUGUCAUUUAAUAAUUUUUUAUCGACAAGUCGUGAUCUAUCAGUUUCAACUUUCUUUGCGGAAAGUUCAGCAGGAAAACCGAAUACAGUAGGCAUCUUAUUUAAAUUGUUUAUUGAUCCUUCUGCACCAACAAUUCCAUUUGCUUCUGUUCGAGAUGGAAGUUUUUUCAAGACAGAAGAUGAAAUUUUAUUUUCCAUGCAUAGCAUCUUUCGUAUUGGUAAAAUAGAAAAAAAUGAUGAUGCCAUUUCGGUAUAUAAUGUGGAACUUACAUUAACAUCUGAUGAUGAUAAACAACUUCGUAUUUUAACAGAACAAAUACGAGACGAAGUUAGAGAAGAAACGCCAUGGGGACGAUUGGGAAAACUAAUGAUCAGAAUAGGACAACUAGACAAAGCUGAAAUGCUCUAUAAUUCACUAGUGGAUCAUGCUUGUUGUGAAGGUGAAAAAGCUCUUUAUCGUGUAAAUCUUGCAGUACUCAAAGCGAAGCAAAAUGAUCCUCAGAAAGCUAUUGAUUAUUGCAAACAAGGAAUUGAAGUUUUAGAAAAAACGCUUUCUUCCGAUGAUUUGAUUCUAUCUGUUUGUUACAAUAGUGCUGGUGCGGUAUAUUACAGUCUAGGAAACUAUAAAGAAGCACUUUCGUUUUACGAAAAGAGUCUUGAAAUUACACAAGAACAUCCUCCAUCAGAUGGCAGAAUGCUGGCCAUCUCUUACAAUUCGAUAGGUGUGGUCCAUCAUCAAAUGAAAAAUUAUCCAAAAGCACUUGAAUCGUUUCAGAUGAGUUUGUUAAUUAGAGAGAAAAUUCUUCCUUUAAAUCAUCCUGAUUUGGGUGCUAGUUAUAUGCACAUUGGUGUUGUUUAUAAGGAUAUGAAAGAAUGCCAAAAAGCACUUCCUCUCUAUCAUAAAGCACUUGAGAUCAUGGAAAAAACUCUUCAUCCAAAUGAUCUUAAUUUGGCCACUUGCUACAAUAACAUCGGUGGAAUCUAUGAUGAAAUAGAAGAAUAUCCAAAAUCAUUAGAAUUUUACAAAAAAGGACUUGAAAUGUUUGAAAAACGGCUUCCUUCAAAUCAUCCCUCACUGGCUGUUCUUUAUCUUAACAUUAGUAAGAUAUACAAGAGCAUGAUACAAUACUCAGAAGCAAUUGAAUUUUGCAAAAAGGGUCUUGAAAUUCUUGAACAAACUAAUCCGUUGAAUUAUCUUCGAUUGUCUAUUGCUUACAAUCGAAUGGCUUCAUUAUAUAUGGACAUCAAAGAAUACUCAAAAGCACUUUGUUUUUAUGAAAAAGAACGUGAUACCUUAGAACUAAAUCCUCCUCAAAAUUCUUAUGAUUUAAUUACUUGUUAUAACUGUAUUGGUUAUGUGUACAGUAUCAAAGAAAACUACGAAAAAGCAUUAUUAUUUUAUCAAGAAGAACAAAGAAUUAUAGAGAAGAUUUAUCCUGAAGAUUACCGUUUAUUAGCUCGUGUAUUUAACAACAUUGGUGGAAUGUACAAACAUAUGAAAAACUACUCAGAUGCUCUCUUUUUCUUGGAAAAAAGCCUAACUAUUAAAAAACAGAUUCUUCCUAUGGAUUAUCUAUCGAUAUCUCUUUCCUACAACAACAUUGCUAUGCUAUAUGAUAGUAUGAGAAAUUAUGUAACGGCGAGCUUAUAUCUAGAACAAGCUCUCAGUAUUAUUGAAGGUUUAUCUUCGUCUAAUUAUUGUCAUAUCGAACAAAUUAAAAAUAAUAUUGAACUUGUUAAUCAACAUGCAUCUCAAUAA